ACGGCUUUCUCAGCGCCGCCAGGCGCCAGCCUUCAAUAAAAAGGAUCCACCGGACCCGGACCCGGCCCACGGAGAAAACCAAGAAAACAAAGAUCUUCGUUUGGUUUCUCGCCUCCGCUUCGUUCUCACGCAGGUCGACGCUCUCGACUUCCUACCGGGUCUCGCCCCCCACACAAGCAGCAGGAGAGAAGAUGCAGAUCUUCGUGAAGACCCUGACGGGGAAGACCAUCACCCUCGAGGUCGAGAGCAGCGACACCAUCGACAACGUCAAGGCCAAAAUCCAGGACAAGGAAGGGAUUCCUCCGGAUCAACAGCGGCUGAUAUUUGCUGGCAAGCAGUUGGAAGAUGGACGCACUCUUGCUGACUACAACAUCCAAAAGGAAUCAACUCUUCACUUGGUCCUCAGGCUCAGGGGUGGUACUAUGAUCAAGGUUAAGACUCUCACAGGAAAGGAGAUCGAAAUUGACAUUGAGCCCACUGACACGAUCGACAGGAUCAAAGAGCGUGUUGAGGAGAAGGAAGGCAUUCCUCCCGUGCAGCAAAGGCUCAUUUAUGCUGGCAAGCAGCUUGCAGAUGACAAGACUGCGAAGGACUACAACAUCGAAGGUGGAUCUGUCCUCCAUCUUGUCCUUGCUCUCAGGGGUGGGUACUAGUAAUAAAGCCAUUUCGCUUUAAUUGGCACUACUUGGUUCGAUCUGUUCUGAUGUUCGAGAGAAGUGACUAUGGCAUGAAACUUGUAAAGAGAUAAUGACAAACUAGCUUUGCCUAGUGGGAGGGGAUGUCUUCCAUGUUAUUAUCUUACAUGAUUCGGCAAAAUGACUCGAGUUUUAUCCACAUCUACUUUUAGCUCUGCUCUGCUGUGCAGUAAAGCUCUAUUGUUAUCGCCUGAA
Brachypodium distachyon (stiff brome) is the source of this 890-nucleotide messenger RNA. RefSeq names its product ubiquitin-NEDD8-like protein RUB1. The record is from RefSeq and is a predicted model, not a curated record. Gene Ontology annotation, molecular function: protein tag activity; ubiquitin protein ligase binding. Gene Ontology annotation, biological process: modification-dependent protein catabolic process; protein ubiquitination. Gene Ontology annotation, cellular component: cytoplasm; nucleus. Bases 192 to 653 code for a protein of 153 amino acids. The transcript has 3 exons. NCBI's taxonomy places the organism in Eukaryota, Viridiplantae, Streptophyta, Magnoliopsida, Poales, Poaceae.